Messenger RNA from Gaeumannomyces tritici R3-111a-1, 588 nucleotides. RefSeq lists its product as hypothetical. The transcript has a single exon. NCBI's taxonomy places the organism in Eukaryota, Fungi, Ascomycota, Sordariomycetes, Magnaporthales, Magnaporthaceae. Bases 1 to 588 code for a protein of 195 amino acids. The record is from RefSeq and is a predicted model, not a curated record.
AUGUGGAAGCUUCAAUUACGUUAUAACCAUGAUGCAUUUCUUUUGGAUGUGUAUCCCGAUAUGGUUUUAAUAGGUCGGGAUGCGGGCAUGGGCCAAGAUGCCAUAAUCUGCAACCCUGGCCAUUGUGGCCGCGGCGCACCCCAUCAUAUGGGAAUUCUAGUAAAACCAUUUACAGGGGGUAUGCAUUUUUGGACACCAAAGGUGUUUGGUGUAUUAGCUUGGCAAUUUGUUUGGUAUUUGACGAUAGUCGCUGUAGCGUCGUCAGCCAGUUCCGCGCAACUUGACGCGGGGAAGGGAGCGGGCAGGCGGGGUACGGUCUGGACUGAGUGGGCCGCUGCUUGGAUAAGCUUGUUUCGGGGCAAGCAUACAGCCCGCACCAUCAUAAAAGCAGGACGGGAUUCUGCCUUGGAGCCGCCUACGCCAAAGAUCCAGGCGGGGAAUGGAGAAGAGUGCGUCAAGUUGUUCGUGGGGGUGGGGAUUAAUUCCAGCAAGCGCGCGAGGACAACACACCGCAUCGGUCGAGCUUGCGCCCUGCCAGAGAUCCUUGCCAGAGGUCUCUGUCAGAUCCAUGAUAUAAGUGUUAUCUAA